This is a messenger RNA of Kockovaella imperatae, 831 nucleotides long. RefSeq lists its product as hypothetical. Lineage: Eukaryota; Fungi; Basidiomycota; Tremellomycetes; Tremellales; Cuniculitremaceae. Bases 1 to 831 code for a protein of 276 amino acids. The record is from RefSeq and is a predicted model, not a curated record. The transcript is spliced from 4 exons.
AUGCCCCUUCCCAGAACACUGCCGGGGACAGAAGCGCAAGAAGGAGUAGAGUAUGAGGAGGAUUGGCUGCCAAAAGAUUUCAAGCCGAUGACUGUCGGCCAGCUGAUGUGGUAUAAGAUGAAAAACAUGCCCAUGGUCAACGUCGGCUUAGCAGGUGUCAUUGGAUCCUUCGGAAUGGCGUCGUAUUGGUUUCGGAUGGGUAAUUCCGCUCGACUCAAUUAUUGGUUGAGAUGGAGAGUCGGGAUGCAAAUCUUUACAUUUGGCUGGAUCAUCUACUAUGGUGGAAUGGCGUUCACGGCGGAGAGACAGACUCAGACGUACUACAAGCAGAUGGUCAUGCUGGGUGAUCUGCCGCCCGAUACCAAGAUCCCGAAAGCUAGCAACGACUUAUUUGCGAAGAAGGACGAUUGGCGGAAAGCCAUCAUGAAUCCCUCUGCGUUUGAAAAACCGAAGCAGACAGCGGCGACCUCAUCUGCGCCUGACGUGCCUCAAACGGAUGUGGAUCAGUAUCCUAAAGCUGUAUCUGAACGCAUGACAACAGCCGAUUUCAAAUCCAAAAUACAGCAGCGACAGCAAGCUGCUGCUCCCUCUGCGAACGACUCGGAUGCAUUCGCGGCGAGGUUGGAAGGCGCUAUCCGUGCUCAGGCGGAAGAGGAUGAGAUGAGAGGCAAAGGAAAGCUGAAAGGCGCGCAGAGCGUGACCGGUCGUGGAGAACUGCUGAGACGUCGCGGGAGAGAGAUGGCGGCUCAGAAAGAGGAGAAAGCGGCACGAGAUAAUGCAGCUCGGGAGGCUGAAAAUGAGACCGAGGUGGAAGACAGCGAGAGGAUCUAG